This is a messenger RNA of Chlamydomonas reinhardtii, 1170 nucleotides long. RefSeq lists its product as uncharacterized. The coding region runs from base 106 to 693 and encodes 195 amino acids. The transcript is spliced from 2 exons. Gene Ontology annotation, cellular component: cytoplasm; nucleus. NCBI's taxonomy places the organism in Eukaryota, Viridiplantae, Chlorophyta, Chlorophyceae, Chlamydomonadales, Chlamydomonadaceae. The record is from RefSeq and is a predicted model, not a curated record. Gene Ontology annotation, molecular function: protein binding.
CCCUUACACCUCCACGCUGCUUGGAUAUACACAUACAUAUCUAUCACUAUGGCCGACGACCACACUGUCGAGCAUGCGGACGGGGAGCCGGAAGUGCCCCCAAACAUGACGGACGAGGAGCUGCAGUGGCUCCGUGAGCAGCUCAAGGCCGCUGCUCUGGAGGCCGGGGUUGAGGGUGAGGGUGAGGGCGAGGAGGACUGGCAGGACCCUUCGGGCGGCGAGCUGUCCGCGCUGCUGGAGGCCGUGGAGGACGGGGACGCUGCGAGGGUGACGGAGGUGCUGAAGGCCUUCAAGGCGGACAUCAACACGCCCGGACCCGACGGCGACACGGCCCUACACCUUGCUUGCCUUUAUGGGCAUGAAGACUGCGUCCGGGCGCUGCUAGCUGGCGGCGCCGAUGCGAAUGCUGUUAACAAGGAGGAUGGGUCCACGGCGCUACACGACGCUGCAGCGGGCGGGUACCUUGAAAUUUGUGAAAUCAUUCUGGAGAAGGGCAACGCGAAGAAGCUCAUUUCGCGGUUCGAUGAAGACGGCGAGUCGGCCCUUCACACUGCCGCACGCGGCAACCACCUGGACGUUGUGAAGUUCCUCAUCGCGCGCGGCGCUGACCCCAACGCCCAGAACGGCUACGGCAACAAGCCCGUGGACGAGGCGGACGAGCAGCCCGUGAUCGACUACCUGAAGAGCCUCUAGGCGCUGCGGGGAGUGGCGGAUGCAGGGACUAGUUGUGGGCGUGGUAAUUUGCAUGGUGUAUGGUGUGUUGAAGUAGUAGGCAAUAGGCAUGCGUGGGUAUGUUGGUGCCAGAGGAGUGGUGACGGGUGCUGGGGUUGGCGCUGGUCACCCCUCGGUGGAUUCGCGGUUGCGAGGUCUGGAUAUGAUGCUGGGCGAUAGGCGGUAGCGCAUAGGUACUCAGUGAAAGGCUUAGCUGAGUUUCACGCGGGGAUGUUGCAUGGGGUGGGGAACACUGUGGGGCAGGGGUAGGGGUAGGUUUGGGAUGCCGGUGAUGGGGCCAUUCCGAACUUCAUAGACAGCAGGUUGGUUGCCUUGUUUAGAUCACUGUACGUUUCAUUAGCAGACGAAUGGAUUACGAGCUUCGUUAUUAAGUGCAAGGGGCCUGGUAUAAACAAACAUGGCCUUUGUUGAGCUCUUGCGGUCAGCCCCGAAGCGCAC